This is a messenger RNA of Manihot esculenta (cassava), 1366 nucleotides long. RefSeq names its product bZIP transcription factor 53. Bases 666 to 1097 code for a protein of 143 amino acids. Lineage: Eukaryota; Viridiplantae; Streptophyta; Magnoliopsida; Malpighiales; Euphorbiaceae. The record is from RefSeq and is a predicted model, not a curated record. Gene Ontology annotation, biological process: positive regulation of DNA-templated transcription. The transcript has a single exon. Gene Ontology annotation, molecular function: DNA-binding transcription factor activity; transcription cis-regulatory region binding. Gene Ontology annotation, cellular component: nucleus.
CGUCCCUUCUAUAAAACCCCUACUCCUCUACUGCGUUAACCUUCUUUUCUCUUCGCUUUAGAUUUUCGCAUAUUGUUUCCCUGCGAGUCAUCUCUUUCUUCAUCGCCGUCAGUUAAGUUCUCCUUUUCGCCUUUUCUUUUCUCUGUAUCUCCGCUCUUUUCCUUCCCGUUUCGUGGUCGAUCGUCCUCCCCCAAUCCCCUCUAUUAUUUUUGUUUUAGUGAUUCCGCAGCUGAUCUUGAUUCAGAUCUAGGGUUUUCGAUCUCUGCGUUGGGUUGAUAGUUCUUUUUAGAUUUUAAUUCGCUAUCUUUCUCUUCGACUUGGAGAUCGAAGAUUAGGGUUUCGUAAAUAUGUACCAAUGAUUUUAGUUUUUCUAUGAAUUACGCUAUCCUCAUGCGUCGAGUUCGAAUUCUCCACUCCUUUUCUGUUGUCUUUCUCUACUGGUUCUACGUGUUUUCAUGAAAUAAUUUCUCAGUGUUGAACCUUUCUUGGAAAUUUUGAUCGCUAAUCCUCCCCCCUCCCCUCCCGGUUCAUCUAACUAUUGAAAAACCCUAAUUCUAACUCAAUUAGAUAACGUCGAACAUCGAAUUUAUUAACAGAUAUUUCGUGCUAGCUACUAGUGAAUUUUUUUUCCCGUGGAAAUUUCGGGAGAAGAAAAAAGUUCUGCAAUGCGAAGGCAGGCAGCGAACUCUGGAUCUGACUUUGAUCCGUUUCAUGCCAAUAUCGACGAAAGGAAAAGAAAGAGGAUGUUGUCCAAUCGGGAAUCAGCCAGGCGUUCCAGGAUGAGGAAGCAGAAGCAGAUGGAGGAUCUAGUUAAUGAAGCGAGUCUUUUGAAGAAUGAAAAUGAACGAUUGAGGCAGAAUAUCAACCGUAAUACUCAACGGUAUGUGGAGAUAGAAUCUGCCAACAAUGUUUUGAAGGCUCAGACUAAGGAACUGACCGAGAGGCUACGGUCCUUGAACACGGUGCUCCAGAUAGCGGAGGAGGUUAGCGGCCUCGAAGUGGAAAUCCCUGAGAUACCUGACCCCCUGCUGAAACCAUGGCAACCCCUUUGCCCCUUGCAGCCUAUCAUGGCAUCUGCUGAUAUGUUUCAGUAUUGACACUGCAUCUGUUUAGUGAGUUACUGGAAGCUAGGAUUUAUUAUCUAUGGGGGUGUUCUUUGGUUAUGGGUUCGUUUGGUGUGGUGUGCUGCGGUUUAGUGUGUUAGGCGAAUGUGUUGGCGUUUUAUCUUUGGCAUGUUGUUGUCAGGUGAUUGAUUGGAUGUCAAUUUCUAUUUCUAUUAAUGUUUAUAAUGGUUUAUGAUGUACUAGUUGUUACCAAUAACUUAAGAUUCCCUAAUUGAUUUUAUGUGAUUCGAUGUUUUGUUGGA